AAACCACUAAGAUAUUCUUGCUGCUUUAGCAAACACAUGUUUAAUACAUCACUGAAUGGAUUGGAUAUUCAACUAUUCAUCAGAAUCAAAAUGAUCCAUAACCACAAAUAUGGCAAAAAGUCACAACUCUGUUGUGUUCACCUUAGAUAAACCACCUAAACAAAUUCACCCCAUAAAAUGGGUGUAUAUAUCACGUAUCAGAGUACGAUUCACAGAUAAUAGACAUUUGUGCUCUGGUUGUAAAGAACUCAGAUGAAUGCCUGUAAUGCAUCAUGGGCUCAUUACUCGUAGCCAUUACGGUCAAGUAUGGCCUGAGAAUUUUUGUCACCACCCAUCACAGUGAAGAGCAUUGUCCAAUGAAAGAGCUUGAAUUAUUGUCACCAAUAAUUAAUAAAGUUAAUGAUGAUUUGCCUUUUCUUUUCAAACUUUCUGUUAGGUAGUUCGCCAAAACAAUUUCACGUACGGAAAAUGCAUUUAAAUAAUCUUCACCAUAUCUGACUUUAUUUCAGUCUAAUGAUGAUACGAUAUUAAGGGCAAAUUUUCAACUUAUAAAAGUAACUUAGAUUAUUAGGCAUUUUUCUGGAAACAAAAUUGUAGUUAGUACAUAAAGUUUUCUUCUUUUCUUUUUUUUUUUUUAAAAAAUUAAUUUCAAUUCACAUUAUUUCAGCGUAGGAGUAGUAAAAUAUGCAAAACAUACGCAUACAUGGUACUAUUUCCUAAUUAAUAUAAACUGAUUGCUAAUGCAGGUAGGUUGGUUAAAUGACACCAUUGGUGCAUUUCCUAUCAAUAAUCCAUCGUUUCCAAAAGUAGAUGAUUAAAAAAAUCACUAGGGUGCAAUCAUACGAUAGCAAUGGCAUAUUAAUCUUACGUACCUAGGUUGAUAUGCCACUCACAUCAAAACCACAGUAUAGUAAAUUUUGUUGUUCGUGCACCACAUACUGGGGACAUUGUUUAUUGCUUGUACACAUAUGCAUGCCAUAUUUGAUUUGAGUAUAAUUUCAAUGGAAAAUGGAUCGAUGGUGCGUUUCCAAUGCAGUAAGCACAAAGGAAAAACAACUUACUGGAAUGCAGUGCCAAAUACCUUAUGUCUGGCUUAUAAGGUGGGAAAGAAUCAUACUGACACUCAAGUUGGCAAAUCUUGCUGCUCAUGACCAUCUGCAAGUAGUAGAAUUAGAGUACAACAACAAAUCCAUUGCAACACCUCAGAAGGGGACGUGAUUUUUAGCCGCCGCAUUAGUCACAAAGCAUUCUUAUUAUUGUUUUUACUACCAUAUAACCUGCUGUAAUAUGCAGCAAAAGAACCAAAGUUAAACAGGUGGCAUCAAGUAUUUUGAUUACCCAAGUUUCCAUUCCAAAAAAUAAAUAAAUAUCUUGUCAUCAAGUUUUGCAUCUAUGAAUAGGAGAAAUCAAAGGUGCAUUAUUGUGGAGAAUAUCACAUUAAUAAAACAUCAGUUUGUAGAUUUCCACAUUCCAUAGUUUCAUCGAUUGAGAUUAGACCAAUGAAAAUGUAUCUCUAUAGAUAAAAUUUCCUGCUUGCUGAAAUAGGCUUAAUAAAUCAGCUAAUAAAGUGUCAAAAAGGUAAGGGCCCAUGUCCUAUUACCUUGAGCCUUUAUAUAGUGCAUAAGGUAAGCUCAAACAAUGGGAUCUAUGACAUUAGGAUCCUCGUUGGUGGGCACUUGCUUAUUCAAUUGAGUUCCUUUCCAAGGAAUAGAAAGAUUGAAAGUAACUGCAAAUAAAUUUUGUUCUGGCUUUAAGCUAGUUGAUCUCGAAUAUUGCAGUAUAUAGAAGAGAGCUUAGCUACCUUUCUCAACCACCUAAAACACAGAGAGAUUAUGGCAAGCGAGAAAAGUAACAAGUUUCUUACCAGGGUAAAACCCUUUGCGGCUGUAAUCUUUCUGCAAUUUGGGCUUGCAGGAAUGGAUCUCAUAUCCAAAGCUGCACUUAACGAAGGAAUGAGCAAUUAUGUAUUUGUGGUUUACCGCCAUGCUGUUGCCACGGCUGUCAUUGCCCCUUUUGCCAUCAUCCUGGACAAGAAAAUAAGACCAAAGAUGACCCUCUCAACUUUUGUCAAACUCAUGGUUCUCAGCCUACUUGAACCAGUCAUAGACCAGAAUCUCUACUUCUUGGGCAUGAAAUACACUACAGCUACGUUUGCUGCAGCAAUGUGCAACAUUCUACCGGCGAUAACGUUUGUGAUGGCUUGGUUAUUCAGGCUUGAAAAGGUGAAGUUUAAGAGCAUCAAUAGCCAAGCAAAGAUAGUUGGAACUCUUGCCACAGUUGGAGGAGCCAUGAUCAUGACUUUAGUAAGAGGACCCAACCUCCACCUUCCGUGGACAGAAGGAACUGGCAGUCAGGUACAUCAAACUGGUGUCAUCGACCUUCAACAUGCAAUCAAAGGUGCGGUGUUUAUUACAAUAGGAUGUUUGAGCUGGGGUUGCUUCAUGAUCUUGCAAGCAAUUACUCUGAAAACAUAUCCAGCAGAGCUCUCUCUCACUGCUUGGAUAUGCACUCUGGGAACCGCUGAGGGAGCUGUAGUGGCACUAAUAAUGGAAAGGGGAAAUGCUGCAGUAUGGUCCAUCAAUUGGGAUACAAAAUUCCUCGCAGCUUUAUAUAGCGUAAGAGAAUGGUCCUUAUGGAUCUAUAAUAUUGAAUAUUUAAUAUGAUUGGAAAACAAUAUCCACUAAUAAGGAAAAUAAGUAAAUCUAAUCAUUUAGUUAUUCCAUCAUAAGGAUCUAGUUCACUGCCAAAGUUUUGAGGAUUGAGCAUGGUCAGCGAGAGUGUCUUAAAGUGAAAGGAAUCUUAGUUACUGGUAUCAAGGGAAAAUUCUGAUCAAUAACAAAGUCACUACACUAAAGAAACACUACACCAGAUUGUUGCUGUUCUACGAACCAAAUUACAGCACUUGAUUUGCUGAUAACACUACUUGUUUAAUUCACUGAUUUUGAAAUUACAUAUAUUCAGGGAGUGUUUUGUUCAGGGCUCGCAUAUUACAUCCAAGGAAUAGUCAUGAAGGAAAGAGGGCCUGUUUUUGUUACAAGUUUUAGUCCAUUAAGCAUGGUCAUUGUUGCUAUCUUGAGCUCUUUCAUUCUGCGAGAAAUACUGUACCUCGGAAGGUAAUCAUUAAAGUGUUUACUACAAAUGGAGUUUGUACCUAGUGAACCACAAAUACAAAGCUAACACCAUUCUUUACAGGCUGAUGGGAGCCAUGGUUAUUGUUGCUGGUCUAUAUCUGGUUGUUUGGGGCAAAAGAAAGGAUUAUGAGUCACCAUCCAUUGAAGAUUUAUCCUCUGAUGAGCAAAUGACAAAUGCAAACAGUACAAAUAAAGAGAAUUUCAAUCACGAGGUCAUUACAAUUGAUAUACCUAAAGAGGGGACUUUCAGUACAGAUGGAGUAAGAGCCCAAAAAACUGCAUCCUAGCUUCUAAAUGUGCCUUCUGAAAUGACACUUAACUCCAAAUUCCUUAUUCAUGAUGGGGAAAAUGGAAGGUUCUCUUCCCUAGUAUCCUUUGUAGUCUUCUACGUGACAAGACCGCAAGACGGAUAACGUAAUGGCAGCAAAUAAGGCGAAGAAUCACCUAACUAAUACAAUGUUUCUUUAUAUAUCACGUUAAGAGAGACAUUAUUGAGCUCAGUGUUGAUGAUAUCGAGGUUCCCUUUGUCAUGCCUUGGUUUUAAACAACAGCAUGCACACGAAAUUUAAAGCAAAUAUCAGGCAACCAUUGGUUUAUUGUUGUUAUUGCCGACGUCCAGAUUUGUGUGUCUAUAGCUAGAACAUCUAUAUGUUCCGUGGCUCUGUAUUCUCAAUGAUAAACGUUUUAGCAUUCAAUGACAAGAGACUACUCUAACGUCAAUUUAUUGAAACUUCACAUACAAACUGUUUUCUGUGGUUUUAAAUAAGCAUGUGGUAAAUUCCCCAAAAUAAACUUGGCCAAAUAACAAAUGUUUCC
Messenger RNA from Oldenlandia corymbosa var. corymbosa, 3947 nucleotides. Lineage: Eukaryota; Viridiplantae; Streptophyta; Magnoliopsida; Gentianales; Rubiaceae. The record is from the annotation of a GenBank genome assembly.